Messenger RNA from Petromyzon marinus (sea lamprey), 1857 nucleotides. RefSeq names its product V-type proton ATPase subunit E 1-like. Gene Ontology annotation, cellular component: proton-transporting two-sector ATPase complex, catalytic domain. The record is from RefSeq and is a predicted model, not a curated record. NCBI's taxonomy places the organism in Eukaryota, Metazoa, Chordata, Hyperoartia, Petromyzontiformes, Petromyzontidae. Gene Ontology annotation, molecular function: proton-transporting ATPase activity, rotational mechanism. Gene Ontology annotation, biological process: proton transmembrane transport.
GGGAAGACAUAGAUGUUGCACAACUAUGAAGGUGUCUGUGCAACCAAGCUCUAGCCAGGGUGGAACCAGAGAAUGCUGUACGAGGCCCCGUCUGGACCGCAGCGCGGCGGUUCGAGACAUGCGCACAUCCGAGCCAAGCCACGGUGGAGAAUAAAUGCGUGCAGUGUGGACGACACGCAUCUCACUCGUCUGACUCUUGACGUGAAGACGCUGCUACCAAGUGAAUUACCGGGAGUACAGGAUGCCGCUGACAGAUGGAGAUGUCCUCAAGCAGAGUCACGCAAUGUGAGUGGCAGCUGUGAUGCGUGCUCCUGCAGGUGAAGCACAUGGUUGCCUUCAUUGAGCAGGAGGCCACGGAGAAGGUGGAAGAGAUCGACUCCAAGGCAGAGGAAGAGUUCAACCUGGAGAAAGGCCGCCUCAUGCAAAGCCACCGCAGCAAGAUAAUGGAGCACUACGACAAGAAGGAUAAGCAACUGGAGAUGCAGAAGAAAAUACAAAUUUCAAACCUAAUGAACCAAUCACGGCUGAAGGUUUUGGAGACGAGGAAUGAUCUGCUAAAGGAAUUACUGAAUGAGGCCAGGGGAAGGCUCGUGCAGCUGACCCGCAACGCGACGGUAUACAGGACAAUCAUGGACGGCCUAGUAUUGCAGGGGUUGCUGCAGCUGCUGGAGCCCGUGGUGAUCGUGCGCUGCCGACAGAGUGACCUCGCCCUGGUCAAGAGUUCCGUGACCAAGAACAUUCCCACGUACCGCGCGGCUACCAAGAAGGAGAUCUGCAUCACAGUGGACGAACAGCUCUUCCUGCCUCUUGACAUAUGUGGAGGUGUGGAGCUGUACAAUGCCAACGCGAAGAUCAAGGUGUCCAACACCCUGGACAGCCGGCUGGAGUUCAUGUCCCACCAGAUGAUGCCUGAAAUACGCGUGUAUUUGUAUGGUAAAAACUCCAACCGAAAGUUCAACGAUUGAAGCACUGGGAAAACCUCCACAAGCAGCUCAUCUGCACUCAUUUUGCCCCCACCUUCUGGUCAAGGUCAUGACCAAUAUAAUCAAAUGGUUAGUUGAAUACGUAAAUAUAUUAAGAAUACGUUUACAUUUCCCGAGUGAUGGUGUGAAAUAAAGAGGUGUAUGUACAUUUAACUUUUCGCAUAGUACAUAACCAAACCGUGCUAAUCGGAAGUGAGAGGUGUUGUUGAAACAGCCAGACGCUCACCUGGGACUGCACUUCUGUAUCCUUGGCAGGCUCGCAUAGCCUGCACACACAAACAUUCCCUCAAACCAACCUACAGCCGAGCCCCUGUGCAUGCAGUCCACUCGUACACUGCUCAAGAUCCUCGACAAUUUUCAAAGCAUGGACCUGGACACAUGUUCUCAGUAAAUUAUGUCAAACGAUAACACAUCUAAAAGCACAUUGAAUACACUUGAGUGCAUAAUUACAACAAAAAACACCAUGUACUCAUGUAAGCGUGUAGAGCAGUGGUGCAGUGGUUUGUGCACUACACUACGAACGCAGGGACCUGAGUUCUAUUCCUGACCAUUGUUAAAUUCAGGCUUGUGUUCCACCACUGCCGUUAAGUUUUGUGUUAGUUCGGGCAGCUCGCGUUCAGACACCACCCCAAGAUGUGCUGGUGGCAAUGCCACACGCCUGUAAUCCAGCACUGUGGAGGCGAGGGUUAGCCUCCUAACACGAAUGUUGCUAAAUGGGUCAGUUCUGGCAAUCUGCCAGGCAUGGCUGAGGGGGGAAUCACGUAGCCUAGACACUGUCCCAUCGUCGUCACAACGCGCUCGUUCCGAUAACUACCAGCAGUGAAAGAUCGCAUACCCAAAGUAUGUUUAAUGGGUUAUAUACAUAAUACAAGAA